Messenger RNA from Cryptomeria japonica (Japanese cedar), 1963 nucleotides. Its product is annotated as cytochrome P450 704C1. Gene Ontology annotation, molecular function: oxidoreductase activity, acting on paired donors, with incorporation or reduction of molecular oxygen; iron ion binding; heme binding. The record is from RefSeq and is a predicted model, not a curated record. The coding region runs from base 147 to 1667 and encodes 506 amino acids. Lineage: Eukaryota; Viridiplantae; Streptophyta; Pinopsida; Cupressales; Cupressaceae. The transcript has 6 exons.
CAUUACGACAAGAGAAAGUGGAUACACACGAGGGUAUGAUUAUUAUAAUACAAGUCCUAAGGUGCCAAGCUCUAUGGUCCCCCAUCAGUUUACUUUGGCACUAUAAGAUCAACUAGUGUGUAUACACCCAAUUCAUAUUCAGAAACAUGGAUUUGAGUAUAUACACAUUGUCUGUCACAGUUUUUCUGCUAGUAUUUUCUCUAUGGAUUGUUGGGUUUCUCAGAAAAUUCAGGAACAAUGGUGCAUAUCCACCUCUGGUAGGCACAAUGCUAAGUCAUGUCAUGAAUUUUGAACGUUUGCACGACUAUCAUACAGAGCAGGCUGAGAGAUGCAAGACUUUCAGGGUGAUGUAUCCCACUUUUAGCUAUGUUUUCACCACAGAUCCUAUCAAUGUGGAGCACAUCCUCAAGACCAACUUCACAAAUUAUGUCAAGGGAAUUUCUAACCAUGAGAUUAUGAGAGAUCUUCUUGGUGAUGGAAUUUUCAAUGUUGAUGGAGACAAAUGGAGGCAGCAGAGAAAGUUGGCUGGUUUGGAGUUUUCUACCAAGGUUUUUAUGGACUUUAGUGGUGUGGUUUUCAGUAGUAUUGCAGUGAAGCUUGCAAGCAUUUUCAAAGAAGCUGCUGAAGAAAAGAAGUGUGUGGAGAUGCAGGAUCUUUUCAUGAGGUCUUCCUUUGAUGCCAUCUGCAAAGUGGUGUUUGGUGUGGACAUCAACAGCCUGUCAAGUACAAAAUCAAGGGCAGGGCCCGAAACUUCUUUUGCAGAGGCUUUUGAUGUUGCAAAUGCUAUGAUGUUUCACCGUUAUGUUGGCAGCUUUUGGAAAGUCAAAAAGGUUUUCAACAUUGGAUCAGAGGCCAUCUUGAGGAAAAACAUUAAAAUAGUGGAUGAUUUUCUUUACAAAGUCAUUGAGAUCAGAAGGCAGGAAGUGGUUUCUGCAGAAAAGGAAAAUGUGAAACCAGAUAUAUUGUCUAGGUAUAUCACGUUGAGUGACAAGGAGAGUUCAGAAACAUUUUCUGAUAAAUAUCUAAGAGAUUUUAUUCUCAACUUCAUGAUGGCUGCUAGGGAUACAACAGCACUUACACUGUCAUGGUUCCUCUACAUGCUCUGCAAGCACCCUCAAGUACAAGAGAAAAUUGUAAAGGAAAUAAGCAGUGUGAUAGAGGAUACAGAAAGUACUGACAUCGGCACCUUUGCACAUUGUCUAACUCAUGAAGUCCUGGAUAAAAUGCAUUACCUUCAUGCAUCUUUGUCUGAGACUCUGAGGCUUUAUCCAGCUGUUCCUGUUGAUGGUAAAUAUGUAGUUAAGGAUGACAUUCUUCCUGAUGGGUUCAAAGUUAAUAAAGGAGAUUUUGUAAGCUAUGUCCCUUAUGCUAUGGGAAGAAUGGCUUUCCUAUGGGGCAAUGAUGCAAAGGAAUUUAAGCCUGAAAGAUGGAUUGAGAAUGGCGUCUUCCAUCCACAAUCACCCUUCAAGUUUACUGCAUUUCAGGCUGGACCUAGGAUCUGUAUCGGCAGGGAUUUUGCCUACCUGCAAAUGAAGAUCAUUGCUGCAGUUCUUCUUCGUUUCUACAAAUUUGAAAUGGUUAAGCCAAAGGAAAUCAGAUACAGGACCAUGCUCACCCUCCACAUGGAUGAAGAUGGAUUAAAUCUCUCUGUCAGCCCAAGAUUGUAAUUGUGUUGCAAGGGAAAAAAACCAGGGGUUUGAAUUCUUUUAUUUUUCAGCAUUAAUGUGAGUCUUGUUGUAGAGUAUUGAUUGAUUAGUAGGCAUUGCCUCUAAAUUGUAGGUUUUGAAGAUUUUAGAAGCAAUCUAGUGCUAUUAGACUUGAGAAGAUUCAGACUACAGUAUUUUUUUAAGGGUGUAUAUUGAAUGGAAUGUAUGAUUAUGCAAGCUGUAAUGAGAUGAAGCUGCACAUGCACUUGUAGUUGCAGAGCCCAUGUUUGUAUUCAACUCUUAUGCAGUUCAAAUUA